CACCGUCGAAACGACUAUCAGUUAUUCUCUACCGAAGCGAACAGCUAAAUUAUGGCACCGAAAACCAGUGGAAAGGCCGCCAAGAAGUCCGGAAAGGCACAGAAAGUCAUCGUCAAGGGAGAGAAGAAGAAGAGGAGACAGCGCAGGAAAGAAAGCUGUGCCAUCUACAUCUACAAGGUGUUGAAGCAGGUCCACCCGGACACCGGAGUCUCGUCGAAGGCCAUGAGCAUCAUGAACAGCUUCGUCAAUGACAUCUUCGAACGUAUUGCUGCUGAGUCGUCCCGUCUGGCUCAAUACAACAAACGCUCGACGAUCACCUCCCGCGAAAUCCAAACUGCUGUCCGUCUGCUGCUGCCGGGUGAGUCGGCCAAGCACGCUGUUUCUGAAGGAACCAAGGCCGUCACCAAGUACACUAGCUCCAAGUAAAUCCGUACCAUCCAAACAAUCAAUCGGCCCUUUUCAGGGCCACAA
Molecule: messenger RNA, 471 nt
Organism: Ochlerotatus camptorhynchus
Lineage: Eukaryota; Metazoa; Arthropoda; Insecta; Diptera; Culicidae
Product: histone H2B-like
Exons: 1
Coding region: 52-426 (124 amino acids)
Cellular component (GO): nucleosome
Molecular function (GO): DNA binding; structural constituent of chromatin; protein heterodimerization activity
Source: RefSeq, a predicted model, not a curated record